AUGGAAGACAAUCAAACUGCUCAAGAGAUGAACCAAGAGGAUGCAGCUGCUGCAUGGCGAGCGGCCAGGACCCAGAAAAGCUGCUUGCAUUCGGGCAAGGUUGGACAGAAAGACUCGGACGGGGAGAAGUGGACGACGCUCGAGGCGACAUGGCGAGUGGGAACGCUUCCCUUCCGGCUGGCGCACAACAAGCUCGCAACGAAUUGGAAGGGGAGGACGAGGUCCACAUGGAAUGGGAGACUAGAGCAGGCUGUUGCAAGCUUGAAAACUUACGGGAACAACACUCCUCACUCUGUCUCAAUGAUUCGCAUGAUCUUGGACAGCGUCAUCACCUCUUCAUGCAUCCCAGAGGGCGUCAACAGGAUCUCACAGGACCUGGGAGGAUGCCUGAAGGUGUGGUGGUUCUUUCCUGAGACCCUCAGACAUCAAGCAGAAGCCGAGCGCUUCAUCUUUUACGUGCAUGGCCCUACGGCAAGCCCCAGCUCGAGCGCUCAUCGAGACCUCGUCUCCAGGAUUGCUCUCGAUGCUCAUGCUGCGGUUGUCCUCGUGGACUACAGGCGCACACCAGAGAACACCAGGGAGGAGAGCCAGGAGGACAUCAACAAAGCUUUCCGGUGGUUCAUAGAGCAGCCCGGGGUGUGUCCGGCAAACCUUCUUGUGGCGUGCGAUGGGCUCGGGGCCUCGCUAGCCAUCAACUUGCUCUACCUCGCAGAAUCCAGCGGGAGCAGCUGGGAGAAAUUCUCAUCUGUUGACUGGGUAUCGAAGCGAAUCCAAAGCUUCGUCGCCGCAGACUACGCUGGGCUGCUUCCGCUUACCGAUCCUCUCGUCUCUGCAACCCUGGCUGACUUCAAAGGAUUUCCUCCUGUCUAUAUCUCCGUCGGGCAAUGCGAAGUGUAUCACGACCAGAUCGUCGCCCUGUCGGAGAAGAUGCGAAAUGCCGAGCUUAUCGUCGAGUUGGACGAGGCACAGGAUAUGGUUCACUGCUACCAGUUCUUCUCAAGCCUACACUCGGCGUGUGCCGCCGGCAUUCUUCGGAUCGCUGCGUUUGCAAGGAAGUUCGCCCCCGGCCACCUGAGGUUGUCGACUGAGCAGGUAGAUGCCAUUAUAGCCCAAGGACAGGCCGGCAGUGAUGUAUUCAAGCCACCACCAGCAGAGGGAUAA
This is a messenger RNA of Guillardia theta CCMP2712, 1161 nucleotides long. RefSeq lists its product as hypothetical. Lineage: Eukaryota; Cryptophyceae; Pyrenomonadales; Geminigeraceae. Bases 1 to 1161 code for a protein of 386 amino acids. The transcript has 13 exons. Gene Ontology annotation, molecular function: hydrolase activity. The record is from RefSeq and is a predicted model, not a curated record.